AUGUUCGUGCCCGUUACCAUCACCGUGUCCGUCCCCCGAACAUCUCCCUCCGACACCUUGGACUCCUCUCGAUUUGAGGAGGCACUCUGCGGUCUCGACCAGCCGCGGAUAUGUCGCGUCAGAGCACUGCUCUUCUGCGUAUGGGCACUGCUGGCACUGGCCCUGACACUUGGCUUCUGUCUCUCCAACAAUGACACCAACAAUGAUGAAGUUUUCAUUCACAUACCAGACCUGACAAAAGACAAGCUCAACCACAGACCUCGGAAGCGCACGGUGGCGUUGGUGCGGCGGCUGGUGUCCCAGGUGGAUGCUCAGAGGCUGUGGCACGCCAUCCUGAAGCCCAUCCUCGUCGAGAGGCUACCCGGCAGCAAGGGGAACCGUGCCGUGCGGAAGCACAUAUCCACUCGACUGUACACGCUGUCUGCGGGCUGGACGGUGGAGCUGGACUCGUUCAACCAGGUCACCCCGCGAGGCCCCAUCAACUUCUCCAACAUCCUGGCGGUGCUGGACCCCCAUGCCCCGCGCCGCUUGCUGCUGGCCUGCCACUACGACUCCAAGGCCCUGCGGGUGGCGCCCAGCGCCCCGGGAAAGGUGUUCGUGGGGGCCAGUGACUCUGCCGUGCCGUGCGCCAUGAUCCUGGAGCUGGUCACUGCGCUGGAUGAACACCUGCGAGUGCUGAAACAGCAGAGGAUUUCUCAGGUGACGCUCCAGCUGGUCUUCUUCGACGGGAAGGAGGCCAUCGAGGAGUGGAACGCGUCGGACUCGCUGUACGGCUCCCGGCACCUGGCCCACAAGAUGGCCGCAACACCUCACCCACUGGGGGCCAUGGUGGAGACCACUUUGAUCGAUGCAGUGGAUCUUUUCCUGUUGCUUCACCUGAUCGGAGCCCCUGCACCGAUGUUUGUCAAUCACUUUGACAACACGGCACGCUGGUUUGAUCGCCUUAUCUCAGCAGAGGAGAGACUUCAUUCGCUGGGCCUGCUCUCUUCCCACGCCAAAGAUCAAAACUACUUCCGCAAGGACGUCAGCAUGGGCCCAGUAGAAGAUGACCACAUGCCUUUCCUUGAGAAAGGGGUUCCUGUGCUGCACAUGAUUGCCACGCCCUUCCCCCCCUUCAUGCACACGUUCGAGGACACAGCCAGCAAUGUGCACAUCCAGACCGUGGAGAAUCUCAUCAAGAUCCUGGUCGUCUUCCUGUCGGAAUAUCUGGCCAUUUAGAUGAAACGAGACGAGAUGAGAUGAGAUCACUGAGCCUCUGCUUUUUCUUAAGCACUUUAUUUAUGUUUGUUUGUUCAAAUUAUUAAAAAAAAAGAAAGCAGAAUAAGGGGAGGUGGAGGGAGGAGAGUGAGUGGAAACAUUCAGCCAACUAACUAACCAACCAG
This is a messenger RNA of Engraulis encrasicolus (European anchovy), 1382 nucleotides long. RefSeq names its product glutaminyl-peptide cyclotransferase-like b (gene qpctlb). The record is from RefSeq and is a predicted model, not a curated record. The transcript is spliced from 9 exons. Gene Ontology annotation, molecular function: zinc ion binding; glutaminyl-peptide cyclotransferase activity. NCBI's taxonomy places the organism in Eukaryota, Metazoa, Chordata, Actinopteri, Clupeiformes, Engraulidae. The coding region runs from base 1 to 1218 and encodes 405 amino acids.